This is a messenger RNA of Silurus meridionalis, 4986 nucleotides long. It is a transcript of the gene plppr5b, whose product is annotated as phospholipid phosphatase related 5b. Gene Ontology annotation, biological process: phospholipid dephosphorylation; phospholipid metabolic process; signal transduction. Bases 1368 to 2408 code for a protein of 346 amino acids. The transcript has 7 exons. NCBI's taxonomy places the organism in Eukaryota, Metazoa, Chordata, Actinopteri, Siluriformes, Siluridae. Gene Ontology annotation, molecular function: phosphatidate phosphatase activity. The record is from RefSeq and is a predicted model, not a curated record.
ACUCUUAAUGAUCUGGAGGAAAAUGCAUAAAAAAUGCAGGGAAAACCAAGGGUUAUUUUAUGAGGGUAAAACUGAUGCUUCUGCUAGAGAUCAUGCAUGCAGUGCAGCUAAAGCUGCAGUGAAAGGAGACUUAUUGAAGUGUGUUUCUUGCUUUAGUAAUCACAUUUAUUCAGACUGUUUGAGAUAUUUGUCUGUGAUGCAGCACUCUGUUUUACUGUAUAAUAUCGACGUUUUCUAUAGCCGUGCCAUCAUCCUGAUAGUAUUAAGAGGUGGAUAGACUCAGGUAGGACACCAAUAAAGGCCUAGAUGUGAAAUGCCUGGCCUACCACUGAUUUAAUAUAUAGUUAAUCGGCAAUUCUGAGUAAUAUGCUAUAUGAGCAAUGAUUAAUACACCACGAGUUCAAGGGAUUUUGCUUACCUUUGUUAAAAUACUCAAUCACAGCUUUAUAACAAGUACAUAAUAAUGCACUUACAACAUUCACUCAAAGUACAAUAAAUGAUGCACACAGUGUGUUCCCUUAUUAGAUUCUACAUCUAUUGCAAGCACACCAGGUUUAAUUAAUGGAGAUGAAGAAUUUAAGAACUAUUCAGCCUUUCUCAAUCAUGGUGCAACAUUAGACCCACACCAUUAGACCUCAGACACAUAACCAAAUGAAGACUGGAAUGUGCCCAAAUGAGUUGGAAAAAGCCUCUGAAUUGAACUUAGUACAGGUUUAAUAUCAUGCAGGGCUGAAUAUCCUGGUUCACAUGCUUGUAGAUCCCCCAUGAGUACAGUUUAAUGUAUCAGUGUCUGGACUUGAAGAGUUUGAUGUUCUCAAUCCUGGUUUAACAGGGAUAUUUCCUGCAUGCUGAGUUAGAGCUGGUGUGUUAAAGCAGGUAAAACAUUGGAAAUGUGCAGAAUGGAAGGUUCUCCAGAGCUUGGGUUGAGAACCCAUUCAGUUGUUUGUGCGCAAGGUUUCUAAGUAUUCCACAAGCCCUCUGGUAUACCCAUCUGGAGCGCAGCUGGGCACCUCUGGUUCAGUGAUGUGUCACUGAGGUCAGUAGGAAUGAGAAGCAAGGCGUGUGAUAUAGGAGAGGGAACAGCUCGCGCUUACAGGUUGCUGCGUGCACGAGGCACACGCGCGGCGUCGCAUCCACGUCACCCUCCGUCGUCAUCCUCGUGUCGGCGCGAGCGAACCUCGCAGAGCCUGGCACAGAGCGCGUGCUCGACGCGUCGGAGUGCGAUGGCUCGGAGCUCGCAGGCGCGCGCCAGCCUGAUGCGUGGACCCGGGAAACAGCCGAAAUCAGAGUAGAGCAGAGGAGCACGAGCACGAGCAGGAAUGAACACGCAUGCACUCUUCUGCCUCAGCAGCACUGUGGACUGGUAAAUGUUCUCAGGCCAACCUUUCACCACCAUGCUCUAUUUUCAGCUGGUGAUCAUGGCGGGGACGGUCAUGCUGGCCUACUACUUCGAGUACACGGACACGUUCAACGUGCACGUGCAGGGCUUCUUCUGCUACGACAACGCGUACACGAAGCCGUACCUGGGACCGGAGGAGGCGAGCGCCAUCCCGCCCGCGCUGCUCUACGCCGUGGUGACCGGUGUGCCCACACUCGUGAUAACAGUAACAGAAGCUGUGCUGUUCCUGAUGCAAUAUACAUCAAAAGAUCCAGAUAGUCGAAAGAAGACCAUUGCGACUGGAGACUGUUGUUACCUCAACCCUCUAGUGCGCAGGACUUGCCGCUUUUUGGGUGUAUACAUGUUUGGCCUCUUCACCACUGACAUCUUUGUGAACGCGGGUCAGGUGGUGACGGGGAAUCUGGCCCCUCACUUCCUGACUGUGUGCAAACCCAACUACACAGCACUCGGCUGCCAGCAGGCCCUACGCUACAUCAGCCACCAAGAGGCCUGCACCGGUAAUGGGGAGGACAUCUUGCGUGCCCGCAAAACCUUUCCCUCCAAAGAGGCAGCGCUCAGCGUAUAUGCUGCCCUCUAUUUAGCCAUGUACAUCACUUGUUCGGUGAAAGCCAAAGGGACGAGGUUAGCCAAGCCGGUCAUGUCUCUGGGGUUGAUGUGCUUGGCCUUCCUGACUGGUAUUAACAGGGUGGCAGAGUAUCGAAACCACUGGUCUGACGUAAUUGCUGGCUUUAUCAUCGGAGUUGCCAUUGCCACCUUUCUGGUUGUGUGUGUGAUCCAUAAUUUCAAAGGAAGCCAGAUGUUAAGUGAAGACCCCCAGCAGGAGGAAAUGAUGGGCUCGCCCAGGGUGGAGAGUCCCCUGGAAAAAUAUAUCGCCUCCCAGAUGGCUGAACUAAGAGAGGAAGAAGAGGCAUUGACACCCCGCUCUCUGAAAUCGCGCCUCCUGAGCUUCUUUGACUGGAUCGCAGGCAAAAGAAGCCGAUUUGACCAUCUGCAGAGCACAAGGCAAUAAUAAACAAUCACAUCGCCUUCGAUGAAGUCACAUGACCUUGAGUCAGCCGUGUGGCAAACGCAUUGGACAUCCACACUCUUUACCGUGCAGUCAUCAUAGUCAUGGUGCAACACUACCCGCGUCAGUCAUUUCCUCUAUGGUGGCAUUUUGGAUCACAAUCUACUCCCGCACCUGCCCCCUCAGCAUAUCUGUGUACUGCUAUUUGCACAAGGUACCCCUCACGACCACACCCAUUGCCCCUCUGGUUCGUGUUUUUUGAUCGUGAACCAUGACAACUGGAACUGAAAUCAACCCAGGAUUCACUGUGUGUAGCUGGAGGGACAGCGUCUGUGUGAGACAAACUAUUCACCACUUAUGUCAUAUAGACUUAUUGCUAACGAUGUGUAUUUUCUUCUUGUUUUCACACUGUAUCAUAUGUAUAAGACAUUGUGGUAUGAUUUUUGUCAAUACAAAUGUGACCUAAUAUUUCAUUAGUUUGCUCAACAGUUACCCACGCCCAAACACGGGUCAUCAGUUUUAUACCAGUCUGUGUAAGAAGUGCACUUUAAUCAGUAAAUUCAAGGAAUCUCAAGACAUGGCACCAAGAACUUAUGAGCCACUGAUUCUGCAGAUUUAGUGGCAACUGAAGCCUUAUAGACCGUCCUAACGCAUCAUCCUGUCCCUCAUUCAGCUGUAUAAAGAAUGGAUCAGUUGUGUAGACAAUCACCACUGCUCUUUUAGAGGCAUUCCUGGGAAUAAUUACUAAGUUAAAGUUUUGCAUAAAUGCAGACGCAGGAGCAGAGCUUCCAUUAUUGUUCAUAUUAGAUAUCAGAAUGGAGGAAAAUUCGAUCCCUGGCUCCGGAUGUUGGCCUCAGAUGCGCUGGUUUUAAAUAUUUCAGAACCUGCUGAUUAAUGUUUAGACACCAGAAUGGGGAGAAAUAUGAGCUGGGAUGCUGAUCAUGGAUUUUUUCAUCCACAGGACUUUUAACAGUCUCUAGAGGUGACACAAAAUGGCACAUUUUAGGGGCCUUGUUGAUGAGAGAGUUCAGAGGAAAAUGGACAGAAAGGCUUGUGUUAACUGAAACGACCACCCUUUCAAAACACGGUGAGCAGAAAAGCAUUUCAGAAACUCUUAUCCUCUCAAGUUAUACUGGAUUGUUUUUUUUUAUUUUUUAUUUUUUGCACCAUACUGUAUAGACUCUUAUGUGUGAAAAUGACAGGGUCAAAACCACAGAUCAUGUUUUCCCCAAUUCUGAUGCCUGAUGUGAACAUGAACUAAAGCGCUUGACCUGUGUGUGCUGCCACAUGAUUGGCAGACUGGAUCAUUUUGAGUUGUUCCUGUGAAAGUGACAGAAGAUCGUAUACUUAUAACAACACUUGAACCAGUCAUUUAGAUAAUAGCGUUAUUUUGAAAGAUAAUUCUGUUCCUAAAACCUGUGCUAUUUUUAUGUAAACUAUUAUUGUUUUAUGAAUUGGCAAUGUGAUGGUUCUGUUAUGUCUGGAAAGAUGCCAUAGAUGACACCUGUAACAUGAGAUCGAACCGACAUACCUCAGCUACAAUCAAUUCAAUUGCUAAUCAAUCUUAAUCUCGAAUACAGGGUGAGGAAGCAGAUUUCUUCGUAGUCGAAUAUUCGAGUCCCCACUGCAGUGCUCACUCAAAGAUUAGCAGCCAGUCCAAGGUGCUACCGGAUGAUCAAUUUCUGCACUUAAAAAUGCUCCGCCAUUUUGCAGUCGCCCCUGCUUGCUUAUGUGACCAGAUCAUAGACGAGCAAUAACAUUUAAAAGCUUUACCAUUGGCAUGGACCCAUUUGGCCAGAUAUGGUCUAUUUUUGUAUCAGAGUUCCAGCACUUUAAUCUACUCAAAUGUCACCCGCAAUCUAAAAGAAGAUCCUUUAAAAUACCCAUUACACUACUACUCGCAUAAGCACUUCUAAUGGUAAUCAGGAUCUAUUAAUGUAUGUGGACUAAAGUGACUGCAGUGCUUGUAAACAGUAUUAUGGUAUAAAUAAUGAAUAAAUAUGACGGAGUGCAAAUGCAGAGCGCAAGAUUGAAAAACAGAAGAGUUUGUCAGAUUUUCUUAGUUUAUUUUCUCAAGUUUGUACAGUAUAUAUUAUGUGUCUUGUAACAUAACAAAACAUAUCUAUUGUACCAUGUGUGCUUCAGCUUCAAUUUCAAAUGAAAAAGAAAAAAAAAACAGUGAGAGAAUUUGUGGUAUAACUUGUUGAAUUACUGCUCCAAUGGCUGGAAUCGAUUUCUCAUUUAAAAUACUGAUUUGUUUAUAACAUUUCUAUUUUACAUAUUAUGUUCACAACUCCUAUUUUCUAUUUCUUUUAGAGUUUGUACAGUAGCUUUUGGUUGUAAAAGUGCAUUCUUACAACCUCCUGAACUUUUUUUAACGACUUAUUUCUAUAUCGCCGUGCACCUGUGACAUUCCUACACGUGUAGCUGUUGUUUUUUUUGUAUGAAUGUUGCAGGUCGGCAUCUUCAGAAUUUUAAUUAGUUUCAGCUCACAGCUUCAUUACAAAUAAUGCGCCUCAUCAAUUCAUGACCUUUUACACUGUAGAGAAAACGUCUUUGAAUAAAAUAUAUUCUGACCUUG